AUGUUACACCUACAAGGAAUAGAAGUUGUCAGGAUAAGAAACAUUAUCCUUCGAUCUUACAAGCAUGACAGAUUUUGCCUUCAACUGCUCAAUUCGAACAACAGUAUAGAACAAGGGUGUCAUAGAUCGCACAAAUACGAUGUUUGGACGGUCACGUGCCCUUUAUUCUCCAUGAAAAUUUCUUUCCAUUCCGUAGUGUCGUGUGCUAUCGACAAGCAAGUGCCUAUCGGUAACAUUAGCCUAGAUAGAAGACUUGUGGGCACACCAGAGGCUGGAGAGGGCGGUGGAGAUUUCGAAAGGAAUCGUGGGUGGAAGGACGUGACCACUGUGGGGGGUGUAAGCCCCUUGUCCAACGCACUGAUAGACCACGCUCACUACUUUCGCACAAGCAAUUGGAGAACUGUUCCGCUUGGAGGCGACGAUUCUAACGCCGGGCGGACAGAAACAAAGGCUACUACAGACCUGUUACAAAUGUGGAACUGUUGGCAUGCUACCAAGGAAUUCCUCACUGAUAAGGAUAUCGCUCGAGACGUGCACACCGCUAGGACGGGCAGCGGUGUUCCUGUCACCCGAUGA
This is a messenger RNA of Nezara viridula (southern green stink bug), 576 nucleotides long. The record is from the annotation of a GenBank genome assembly. NCBI's taxonomy places the organism in Eukaryota, Metazoa, Arthropoda, Insecta, Hemiptera, Pentatomidae.